Zootermopsis nevadensis is the source of this 2939-nucleotide messenger RNA. Its product is annotated as cytochrome P450 6k1. Gene Ontology annotation, molecular function: heme binding; monooxygenase activity; iron ion binding. NCBI's taxonomy places the organism in Eukaryota, Metazoa, Arthropoda, Insecta, Blattodea, Termopsidae. The record is from RefSeq and is a predicted model, not a curated record.
GACCAGGUUUAAGUUCUCUUUGUGUUACAUCUACGUGUUACACACGGUAAGCACUAAGUACCAAAUCAUGUUUCUUUACAGUACUGUGUGACGCACAUACGCGGUAUUGUUUUAUGAAGUGAACUUUUAUUUCUUCCGAAACUGACCUUGGAUUCGCUCACAUGUCGUAAGAUUACUUGAGAACUAUAAAACGCGUAUCACCGGCCGAAGUCGAGUGUGAAGUUACUCACUAAUAUUUUCAUCUUUCUUGUGAAUGUGCUGUUUUCAUACCGAUAAUAACCGUCUACCAGCACCAAGACCAACAGAAUUUUGAAAUUUUCUUCAAGACAGCAGUAAAAGAAAACUGAAUACAAAAUGGCACUUGGAAUCAGUUUUGAAGUACUGUUUAUCAUACUCUCAUUACUUCUAUGGGGUGUUUUCUGGUUCAGUACUAGAACUUUCAACCACUGGAAGAAAAAGGGAGUUUAUUAUAAGGAGCCAAUAAUAUUCUUUGGUAACUUAAAGGAGAGAGUUCUUUUCCAGAAAUCAUUUCAUGAAUUUCAUAGAGACCUUUACAGGAGUUUCGACGGACACAAAUAUGCAGGUUUCUUUGAGGGCCGUCGACCAACUUUAAUGGUACGUGAUCCAGAACUGAUCAAAUUUAUAAUGGUACGUGACUUUGAGCACUUCGUGGAUCGUCCAACAGUGGCAUUGAGGAACUCUCCUUACACCCAGAAUAUGUUAAUAAACAUGAAGGGACAACAGUGGAAGAAUGUCAGAGCCUUGUUGACACCCACAUUCAGUUCAGGAAAACUCAAAGCCAUGGAGAACUUGGUGGAACAGUGUGGACAGCAAAUGGAAACAUUUCUCCAAAACGAAUGUAACAAAAAUGGCACCAAUAAUGAGAAAUGCAUAGAACUGGAGAUGAAGGAAUUCUUUGGUCGUUUCACAUUGGACGUGAUUGCAACUUGUGCUUUUGGAGUGCAGUGUGAUUCUCUGAAAGAUCCAGAGGCCGAGUUUGUUAAAAUCGCAGCUGCCUUCAACGACAUCUCUAUUUUCAACCGGAUACUAAUUUUCUUUGUUCUUUUCUUUGUUCCCCAGUUUUCUCGUUUCUUCCCUCUCAGGUUCUUCAAUAAGCAGGCAAUGGCCUUUCUAGUGGAUGUUGUGAAGAAGACCAAAGAGCACCGCAGACUACAUAAAGAAGAGAAAUGGAAUGAUUUCUUACAGCUGAUGCUUGAUGCUUCCGCAGAGGCGAAAGAAGAAGGUGGUGACGAGAAACAAGAUGACGGUGUAAAAAGUAACACAAAGAAAACAUCUACUACAGUUCUGAACGAAGAAACCAUAAUAGCCCAGUCACUGUUGUUCAUAUUGGCUGGAUUUGAGACUUCCAGUACACUUCUGACAUAUGCAGCCUAUGAACUGGCUCUUAAUCAAGAAAUACAACAUAAUUUACGUAAACAGAUAAAAGAGGUACUGGAUAAAUUUGGAGGUUACUGUUCAUAUGAAGCAUUACUGGAUAUGAACUAUCUUGAGAUGGUUCUAUUAGAAACUCUAAGAAAGCAUCCACCUCUCGCAAGAGUUGACAGGUUAUGUACGCAGUCAUACACCAUUCCUGGCACAAACAUACAGUUACAACAGGAUUCGACUGUAUGUAUUCCAAUCAUGGGGCUACAUCAUGAUCCUCAAUACUACCCUCAACCUGAGGUGUUUGACCCCAACAGAUUCUUGCCUACAGAAAAGACCACCAGGUCCCCAUAUGCAUUUUUAGCAUUUGGAUCAGGACCACGUAACUGCAUAGGUACACGUUUUGCUCUCAUGAGCACCAAGAUAGCAAUGGUCCAUCUCAUCAAAGAUUUCUACUUGAAGCCAUCAAUGAAGACUGAAGUUCCAUUUAAAUAUAAUAAAUUUUCUAUGUUCCUCAAAGCUAAGAAUGGGAUAUGGCUUAACAUUGAAAAGAUAUAAACAGAAAAAAAGCUCUACAAGCAUAUAGAGAUUCAUAUACCAGUGAUGAACUGAAAACUCAUUUGAAUAGAAUAGAUCUAAAACUUGCUCAAUCCAUUUAACAAGGUUGUGAAAAAAUAAGGCAGUAACUGUUUGAAAAACUUAUUAUGCAUUUAAAGUGUUAACAAUUUUUGCUCUUUAGAAAAUAAUGAGAAAAUUUAAAAAUGAAAUUUGUUAUAUCAUUUGAUUUACAUGCCUCAAAAAUAGAACUAGUGCCCUACUAAACUAUACAGAUUGUGGCAUGAAUUCCAUAAAUUAACAUGAACUGCACUCAGUUGAGAAACGUGAAAAAUAAGCUUGGAAAGCUUUGUACCUACUCUCUUCACUCACACAUGUUCAAGACAGGUAAUAUAAUGGCAAUAUCAGUAUUCAAAUUCAAGUUUCAAAACAUGCUUUAUUGUUAUCAGCUUUGGCAUAAGUGAACUUAAGUGAAUAUGGAACAAUGAUGUAAUGCUAUUGACAGGAAACCUGAAAGAUUCACAGAAAAACUUGUCCCAGUGCCCAAUAAAAAUCCCACAAGACUGCCAUAGGAUCAAACCCGGGUCUCCAUGGUGAGAAGCCAGUGACUAACUGCCUUUGCUAUGUCACAGCCUAUGAUAAAGUUAAGUUAGGUUUUACAUUAUGGAUUACAUGGCAUGGCAUAAAAAAUCAUUGUGAGGAAUUAUGAUUCUUAAAUUCAUCAAUAGGUACAUGUGAACAUACUGACAAUACAGCGACCUUCCUAAACCUAUGUUUAACAGACAAGCAUCUACACUCAUUUCUACUGACUAUUCGAUUGAAAUUAUACUGCUUCACAUUGUUAAAUAAGUAAUUUACAGGGAGUGUGUUGACAUGAAAACAACUGGGAAAAGUAAUAUAAAAUUUAUCUCAUAUAGGAGCUGUCAAUUGAAACAUACUGCAUAUACAUUUAAAAACUGUAAUUAUGGGAUAUCAUUUUAAAAUUAAACAACAGACCUUAA